GUCAAUAACCAAAGCUGACAUGUUUCCAGCUAUCAACUAGGACCAUCCCAUCCCAACACAAAAGCUCUCACACCCUCCCCUUCAAUUUAUACCCCUUCAAUCUCUCCCACUCUUUCAGGACUUUGUGAAAAUGAGUAUGCAAAUCUCAGAUACACUCCAUUACUGGUUGGUAAACCAUCCAAACAUUCUCCAUUUCUCAUGGUCUCAAGGGGAAACCCUAGGCUCAUCCCCACUCUUCCUCACAAUCACGGUUGUAUCCUAUCUCUCUUUGACCUUCCUCCUCUCCAACCUAACCCUCCCCCACCUCCGUCCCGCCGUUCUCAAGCGAAUCACCGUCGUCCACAACCUCGUCCUUCUCGUCCUCUCCUUCACAAUGGCCCUCGGUUGCACUCUCGCCACCUUCUCCCACGCUCCCCACCUUCACUACAUCCUAUGUCUACCUCCAAAAACACCCGCACAAGGUCCACUCUUCUUCUGGGCUUACGUGUUCUACCUCUCGAAGAUCGUGGAAUUCAUCGACACGUUCUUGAUCAUCCUCAGUGGUUCGAUCAAACGUCUUACGUUCCUUCACGUGUACCACCACGCGACAGUGGUGAUCAUGUGUUAUCUAUGGCUACAUUCAUCUCAAUCGUUGUUUCCAUUGGUUCUGGUGACGAACUCGUCGGUUCAUGUUUUGAUGUAUACGUAUUAUUUGUCGUGCGCGCUCGGGGUUCGACCACGGUGGAAACGGCUUGUUACCGAGUGUCAAAUUGUGCAAUUUCAGUUUAGCUUCGUGGUGUUGGCUUUGAUGCUUUAUUUUCAUGUCACUCAUAAAGGAUCUGGCUGUGCUGGUGUGUGGGGAUGGUGCUUUAAUGUCGUGUUUUACUCCUCGCUUCUGGCCUUGUUCUCUGAUUUUCAUGCUAAGAACUAUGGUGGAAAUGGAAAGACGGCGCCCAAAAAGUUGGCUUGAAAAGAAACCAAGAUGGAGUUCAUUAAAUUCCUACGUUAUUCCUUUGAGAUUUGUGAGUUUAAUUCUUCAAAACAUAUAUUUAAUCAGUUGUUCAUGAUAAUGAUGAUCUAAUCAUUCAAGAUGCUUCGUAAGUGAUUACUUU
Molecule: messenger RNA, 1091 nt
Organism: Cucurbita moschata (crookneck pumpkin)
Lineage: Eukaryota; Viridiplantae; Streptophyta; Magnoliopsida; Cucurbitales; Cucurbitaceae
Product: elongation of fatty acids protein sre1-like
Exons: 1
Coding region: 131-949 (272 amino acids)
Biological process (GO): fatty acid elongation, monounsaturated fatty acid; fatty acid elongation, polyunsaturated fatty acid; very long-chain fatty acid biosynthetic process
Cellular component (GO): endoplasmic reticulum membrane
Molecular function (GO): fatty acid elongase activity
Source: RefSeq, a predicted model, not a curated record